AUGGAAAAAACACCCGUGAACGCUGCUGAAGCCACUAGCGGUAAUUUCUCAUGGCCAUGGGUUGAUAGUGACUCCUCUGUCAUGGAGGAGGUGGUUAUACCACUAAGUUUGCAAAGGAGAGUAGAGGGUUUGCUUCAGGAACAUCUUGACAGAAUGCAGCUGAGUUCUGAAAACCCCCAUGGAAAUUCAGAUGAAACAAUGUCAAACAAUCAAGUUGAAGAUCUGGACACCAAUGAAAACCCAGAUUCUUUCCUAGAUGGGUCUGUCAUGGAGAAGAUCCUCCAGAGGCGAAGCUUGCGCAUGCGUAAUAUGCAGAGAGCUUGGUUGGGAUCAUCUGAAGGGCGGAAGAUGCUAGAUUUUCGGAGAUCUCUCCGUGCGUUCAAGGAGAAGGAGAGGCUGCUUCAAGCAAUUGCAAGGAAUCAGACUCUCUGUCUGUUGGAUAUAUUUGCAGAAAAUAAUCCUUGA
Ilex paraguariensis (yerba mate) is the source of this 465-nucleotide messenger RNA. Lineage: Eukaryota; Viridiplantae; Streptophyta; Magnoliopsida; Aquifoliales; Aquifoliaceae. The record is from the annotation of a GenBank genome assembly.